CGGAUUUGUUUCACGUUAAAUACGUCAAAAUGAAGUGUGGAAGAUUUCUUAUCCUAUUCCUGUAUAUUACAGGGGCUUUCAUUUGUUAUACUCAUGGCCAAGCAACACUCGAUACGAUCAUGGUUGCAGUGAAUGCACAAGCAGCUGUCAUCACAGCUUUAUCUGCAGCUUUGACUGCGCAAGGAAACCAGAUAACAACCCUUCUUAAUACAGCAAAUGCCAUUAAUAACCAGGUAAUUAACAAUGGCAAUAGUAUUGCAGGGCUCCAGAAUACACUUAACGGUAUUGGUAACACCGUAAAUAAUCUGCAAAACCAGGUAAACGCAAUCAAUGCAGCUGUUGCCGCGCUUACAACAGCGGUGGCUAACAUACAGACUGAUGUAAACAAUAUACAGACGGUCACAAACUCGAUCAACAAUAUGGUUACUCAGAUAAAUACAAGGCUUACUGCACUCGAAGCUGAAAUCGCUGCACAAACUGUUCUACUUAAUACAAUUGAUGGUAAAAUAAUGGCAUUACAGAACACCGCAAAUGAAAUCAAUACUAAAGUCGACGCCGUCCAAGUUACUGCAACAGACACCAACACCAGAUUGAAGACGGUAGAAAAAACAGUGAAUGAUAUCAGAACUAAAGUGGACUCCUUGGAAAACACUUUAAAUUCAUUAAAUGGAAAAGUCGAUUGGCUGAAACGAGCUGUCGAAGAAAUCGAUAAAAAGGCUAACUCAAAAGUUGAGCUUGCUAAGGUUAUUACGGUCAAAGUCGAUUGGAUUAAAAGUAACCUUAAUAUGGACAAACUAUCACCGUUGCUAAAUGAUAUCAAGUCUAGAGUCGAUGUUAUUCGUGAAUUUCAGAAUGCUCUGAAAUUUCUUGAUGACAAAAUGAACGCACUGACCCACAAAUUGGAAGACCUUGACGUCUCAAUUAAGACGAAGGAAACGAAGAUUAUAAAUAAUGUUCCGGGUACACGCACCAGCGUUAAUCACAACUUUAAUCAUAACGUCCACCGUAAACUUAAAUAUAGAUAAACAAACGAAUCUUUAUUAAACGCAUUUCUAACACUUUCUAAUGAUUUUCUGUCCUAAAUUAUUGCAUUAAAUAUGUCCAUCGUAUAUUUAUGAAUAUAAUCUUUACUUUCAAAUCUCGUAAGUUUGUUAAUAUAAUCUCGUACGUAUUGAAACAUCAAAUCAAACUUCUACAGAUCAUUUAGAACCUGCACUUUCACAGCGAAAAUAUUUCAUAAAGUAAAGGAAUGCAAUGUUUGUUAUCGAUGAAUAAAUAC
Ruditapes philippinarum (Manila clam) is the source of this 1279-nucleotide messenger RNA. Its product is annotated as putative leucine-rich repeat-containing protein DDB_G0290503. The transcript is spliced from 3 exons. The record is from RefSeq and is a predicted model, not a curated record. Bases 30 to 1025 code for a protein of 331 amino acids. NCBI's taxonomy places the organism in Eukaryota, Metazoa, Mollusca, Bivalvia, Venerida, Veneridae.